GCUGCCACUUUCUGCUUUCACGUUGUCUUCCGAGCUCUCUUUCAUGGCUGGAAAAGGCGAACUCGCGUCUUUCUUCAUCUUUUUCCUUUGCCUCUACCCAUCUUUGGAGGAGCAAACGUGGGUCAAGUCCGGUUACUUCUACGCCGGCAGCGAAAUCCCGGUCUCGGACAUCGAUUCCUCCUUGUUCUCUCACCAUAUGGCUUUUGCUUCCAUCGACUCUUCGGCCCAUCCGCUCUCCUUCAACUCCUCCUUUGAGCAAAUCUUCUCCACCUUCACGAGCACCGUGAAACGCAAGAACCCUUCGAUCACCACGCUGCUGUCAGUGUGGGCAGGCGGAGAGGAUCCUUCCGCUUUCGCUUCGAUGCUCGGCGAGUCUUCUUCAAGAAGGUCCUUUAUCGAAUCCACCAUAGAAAAGGCAAGGCUUUAUGCGUUCAGUGGGAUUGAUCUCUUUGGGGUCUGGCUCGGUAGGAGCAUUAACAUUACCAAUUAGUGUUCUUUGGGAGAGUGGAGAGAUGGAGUAGAUGCCGAAUCGAGGAAAUCCGGGAAACCUCGGUUGCUGCUAGAUGGUGUAUAUUGUCAGUCCAUUGUUGACUCUCUGAGUUUCCCACUUGAUUCAGUUCAGAGAUAUUUGGACUGGGUUCACCUAAUUGCUUAUGCUGCUUUAUUUGACCCCGCAAGCCAUAACAACACAGACUUCUGCAUAACUUGGUUGCUGACUAGAGGAUUUCCUGCAAGAAAGCUGGUGCUGGGCUUGCCCUACCAUGGCUAUGCUUGGCAGCUCGAGGAUUCGAGCGGCGAUGCCAUUGGCCAUCCAGCGGUGGGCCCUGCUGAGACGGCAGAUGGGGCAUUUGCAUACAAGGCCAUCAAAUCAUUUAUCCAAGAUUUUGGUUACGGAGCCAGUUCUGUUUAUAAUGGUACAUAUGUUGUGAACUUUUACAGCAAGGGGUUGGUAUGGAUCAAUUUCGAUGAUGUGGAGGCCAUUCGAGCCAAAGUAACUUAUGCCAAGGAAAAGGGGCUUCUUGGUUACAGUGUGUUUCAGAUUAACAGCGAUCAGAACUGGGUUCUUUCCAGGACAGCUCAAGAAGCCGGUGAAGAUCAGCAAGAAAGGCGAUGGUUCUGGCUAGUUACGCUUUAUUUCGAUUGCUAUAGAUUCAGCAAACAUUCUAGAUUUAUUUUCUUUGUGUUGAUUCUCAGAGCGGCAACUGAUAACUUCUCGGUGAAAAAUAAGAUUGGAAAGGGUGGAUUUGGACCUGUUUACAAGGGCAAGUUGCCUAAAGGACGGGACAUUGCAAUUAAAAGACUUUCAAAAACUUCGAAGCAAGGGCUCGAGGAGUUCAAGACCGAAGUUAUGCUUGCCGUCAUCCUGCAACACGUCAACCUCGUUCGCCUUCUUGGAUUUUGCACUGACAGGAAAGAAAUGCUGGUCUAUGAGUUCAUGCCAAAUAAGAGCUUGGACUUUCACCUAUUUGAUCCAAUAAGGAAAUAUUCGCUGGAUUGGGUGAAACGUGUUCAUAUCAUAGAAGGCAUUACACAGGGGCUUCUUUAUCUCCACGAAUACUCGAAUUUCACAAUAAUUCAUCGAGACUUGAAAGCCAGCAAUGUUCUGCUGGAUGAUGAAAUGAACCCCAAGAUAUCAGAUUUUGGUAUGGCGAAAAUAUUUAAGAAGGAUGACGUCGAGGCAAAUACUAGCCGAAUUGUGGGACUUAGUGUUUAUGGGUACGUUCCGCCAGAAUAUGUGAGGAAAGGCAUAUACUCAAUGAAGUAUGACGCCUACAGCUUUGGGGUACUGCUGUUGGAAAUCAUCUGUGUGGCUCUUCUAUGCGUGCAAGAGAAGGCUGGGGACAGGCCCUCCAUGUUGGAAGUCUCUUCAAUGCUCAAGAAUGAAUUUUCAGCUGUGAACUUCCCCAAGAAGCCUGCAUUUUCAAUUAAGAAGGAUGAAGAUGAAGAUAAGGGGAUGACAAGUGCUUGCUCCAGGAGGCAGUGCAUUCAGUCAAUGAUGCAUCGAUUUCUGAAUUGUUUCUCGCUGAUUAUACCUGCAGGUCAACUGGAGCAAAACAGGGCCAAGCGGUCAGACUGUCGCUGGCUUCUAGCCGAUCGGCAGGUCAAACGGUGGCUCCGACUGGCGAACGGUCAAGUCCUCCCGUAUGGUCUGGACCUCCUGAAGACAAUGGUGGGUGGCACGGGUACAUCUCUCCACGGUUGA
Messenger RNA from Eucalyptus grandis, 2203 nucleotides. RefSeq lists its product as uncharacterized. Lineage: Eukaryota; Viridiplantae; Streptophyta; Magnoliopsida; Myrtales; Myrtaceae. Gene Ontology annotation, molecular function: ATP binding; protein kinase activity; chitin binding. The record is from RefSeq and is a predicted model, not a curated record. Gene Ontology annotation, biological process: carbohydrate metabolic process; protein phosphorylation.